UUUAUCAGAAUUCCCCGCAGGUUAGAUGUGAACCUGCUUGGUUUAAUCGGCUACAAACCUUAUUAACUGUUGAUAUCGCCUCAAGAGAACUGCGACAAAAAAUGCCACAUAUUAAAAACUAUUAUUUUGACUUUUCUCCCCUG
Messenger RNA from Funneliformis geosporum, 143 nucleotides. The record is from the annotation of a GenBank genome assembly. Lineage: Eukaryota; Fungi; Glomeromycota; Glomeromycetes; Glomerales; Glomeraceae.